UCCACCCAAAAUUUUACAAAAGAGCAGUCCAUGAAGAAAAAAAAAGAAGUAAAUUUUCCUGAACGCCAGUCGUGAUUUUCGUGAAUGUUUACAAAAUUGCCGGACGUUCUAGCUGCCCAAAACCUGUGCGUGGAUUGCCGAGCACGUGCAGUGAAUGGAAUUAGUGAGAAAUUUGGAUGUUUGGGCAGUGGAAAAUAGUGAUUUUGUGGUCAUAUAAUAAAGUGAAUUUGUAGCGUUCUGCGCCGCCAUUAUUGCAAAAAAUUCUCCAUUGGGAGAAGAGCCUACGGCCCAAGAGGAAAUAAAAUAAUUUUUGGGUGGUUUCCCUGGGUGGAAAAUGCAGCUGGAAUAGGGGUGUAGUGGUGUGGUUGAGAAAGUUUUUCGUGGGGAAAAAGUGUGUGUGAAAAGUUGAGAAAGGUCCCAGGCACCAACGAUGGAACUGGAAGAGUUGGAGAACAUAAAUAAGAAUGACUUCCUACCACUGUUGCCGCACAAUAUCAAACAGGAGCUCUUCGACAACAAUGAGACAGGAAACUUGUGCGAUAGUGUGGAAAAGCAGGUGGACAACCUUCCCAGCAAGGGCACAUCCACCAUCCCCUCGAAGUGCGUUUGGUGUUCACAGACACUCAGCGGCACGGACAAUCCCAAAUUGCUGGAAUGUCUGCAUGUUGCAUGCUCUGCCUGUGUCACCACCAAAUUCUCCGAGCUCGAUCGUGCCCUUCCGCCCCUUGUGCACUGUCCCGUGUGCAAUAUGGCCAGCCAAAUGGAGGGUAUUAUUGACAAUCAAUUCCUAAUAGAGCAGAUUACAUCGACGGAUGAACUGCAGAAUAGUGGAAAUCAGGAGGCUGAUACGAAGGCAGUUAUAAAAUGUAGUAGUUGCAGUGAUGAUGCCAAUGCAACAUCGUGGUGUGUAGAAUGUUCUGAGUAUAUUUGCGAUAGUUGUGUACAGGCUCAUCAACGCUUGAAGAUCACCAAGGAUCAUACGAUAAAGCCAAAGGAGGAGGCAACAGCUGAAAGUCAAAAUAGUAGUUCAACGGGGAAAAAUCUCAUGUGUCCGGUGCAUUCGCAGGAGAAAUUGUCGUUAUUUUGUGAGACAUGCGAAAAGUUGACAUGUCGUGAUUGUCAGUUAGUUGAUCAUCGUGAUCACAAGUACAAGUUUGCCCAUGAAAUUGCAACGGAGACACGCAAUAAUCUCAAUAGUCUCUUGAGUGAGAUUAGUUACAAGCGUGUUCUCCUAACUAGCGCCAUGAAGGUAAUUGACGAUAGACAGAGCCUGAUUGCGGACAAAAAGAAGGAAUUGAUAAAGGACAUCACAAAUAUGGUGCUGAAAAUCACGAAUACGGUAAAUUUACGAGGGAAGCAACUGGUAAUGCGUCUCAAUGAAGUUUGUGACAGUAAGCUCAAAGUGUUGAAUGAGAAGAAGGAUGCACUGCAGCAGUUAUCGGGGCAUACAGAUCACUGUAUUGAUUUUGUGCAGAAUGCCCUGGAUAAGGGUAGCGAUAGUGCUGUCUUGUUCAGUAACAAGACACUAGCACGACAUCUGCAAAAGGUCAAGUGUCAGCGUGCAGAUAUUCCCAAUCCUGAGAUCCCUGUGCGAAUUCAGGUGCAACUGAGCCAAGUGAAUGAACUCCAGAAAGUUAUAGCGCAAUUGGGUACGAUCAUUGUGGAUGGUAAGGCAUAUCCACCGAUGAUACAGAACUCAACACCUCCGGUGAGUGGUCCUGUGCCAAGUCGUCAGCAACCAAGUCCAACCAUGGCACCACCAAUGCGUCCGGGAAUGGGACCACCACCGGGCCUUCCGGGUGCACCAAGUGGACCAUCGGGCUAUAAUCAAAAUGGACCACCAAUCUACAAUAGUACAUCACCCAAUCCGGCAUUUAACAAUAUGCAACUAAAUAGGCAAUUCUCCCAAGAUGGACCAACUAGAUUCCCCAAUAUGGGACUGCCAAAUCGUCAGGGACAACCUCAUGUUAGCUCAUCGACACAUCCACAGAAUAUGGACAUAAGUUUACGUGGCUUACUGAACAAUCAAGGUGCUGGACAAAGUCCAUGUCACAAUAUGGGAGGAUUCAAUGCUCCGCCAAGUUACAAUGCAUCACAACAGAGUGGCCCACCGCAGGGUUUGCCCCAAAUGCGUCCACCCUACCUAAGUGGACCGCCAGGGCAUCAGAGUUACAAUCAGAAUCAAACGGCUGGUAGUGGAAGUGGGGUAAAUAAUAAUCCGGCCAAUUUUAUGGCUGCCAAUGGACCUCGUUUCCAGAACUACCAGCGUAUGCCACAGUCACAUUCUUCGGGGGCUAUGCAGCAACCUCCUCCAGCUCACAGAUCAAUGCUGCAGAAUCAAUCUGGAGCAAUGAGCUACAAUCAACAGCAACAGCAACAGCAGCAACAACAACAGCAACAGCAACAACAGCAGCAAUACAAUCAAACACUACAGGCCCAACAGAUGCGAUUGAUGCAUUCAGGUGCCAAAUGGCAUAUUCCACAAUCGCUGCAGCAACAACAGCAGCAGCAGCAGCAACAGAAUCAAAAUGGCUUUGCUGGGCCAUCGGGACAGUUUAUGCAGCAAUUCAAUUUGCGGCAGGAUUCAUUUAAAAUUUCACUGAAAUCACCGCCAAUUGUUAAAAAUCCAGCACCUAAUAUCACCAUUGGGUCCACCAAUGUCAUCCCCAAUGUAACAUCAACUAACCCCAAGACACCGAGCCCAAGUACAGGCCUCAGUGAUCAGAAUUCAAAAGACUCAGCUGACUCAAUUGAUAAAUUGUGUGAGGAAUCAAUGAAAGAUCUCAUGACGACAAUUGCCAAGUUAGAUUCUAAUGGUGUACAAGUCUUGCCGGAAGGACGUUCAAAGGCUACAUCGCCUCUUGUUCACAGUUCCACGGAUAUGUCAGCGGCAACAGAUGACAAAAAUAGCCAGAAGGACGAUCCAAAUGAGGAUUGGUGUGCAGUUUGUCUCGAUGGGGGUGAACUGAUGUGUUGCGACAAGUGCCCCAAAGUAUUCCACCAGAAUUGUCAUAUUCCAUCAAUUAGUAAUCUCCCGGAUGAAAGUGAGACAUGGCAGUGUUUGCUGUGCUAUAACUUUGCCGAUAUGCCCCUGGAGGCGCCGGGUGAGAAGAGAACUGGUGAUUUGAGUAUGCGAGAAAUGAAAAUAAUGCAGCGCAUUGUCCUGGAGAUGUACUGUCAGUAUGAGAUAAGUUUGGCUUUUAGAGAGCCAGAACCACUUGCCAAUGAGGAAUUUUACAAUAUGAUUAGCAAUCCCAUCUGUUUAGAUGACAUAAAGGCAAAGCUGGACUUAUCCAAUCCUGAGCACUAUACAGAUGUACAAACAUUUGUCAAUGAUGUAAGACUCAUGUUCAAAAAUAGUCUCCUCUACCAUCAGGAGAAAAAUUUAGUGACAAAAAUAAUAGAUUUUGGGCGUGAAUUGGAACAAUUCUUUGAGCAGCAAAUGAUGAAGUGGCUACCCAGCUACAGUCAUCGACAGAGUGACGAUGACGAAAGAUUUCAGUGCCCAUUGAAGCGAAUGAGAAAGAUAAUUGAGGAAUGAAUAGCGUAUCACUUCCUCCAUGAUAGUGAUUAACAUUUUUAUCCCAGAAAGUUUUAAUUUGACUUUCAAAUUUUACAAAGAAAAAAAGAAAGAAAGAAAAUACAAAAACAAAAUCACAAAAAACCCGGAGGAAGUGGAAACUCAAAAGCUAUUUUUUCUACACAAAAUAAAAGUAAGGAAAAAGAAAAAACAAAUAAAAUACUUGAGAAAAAAUGACAUCAAGCAAUAAUUGUUGAGAAUAGAAUUAAAAAAGAAAGAAAAAAAGAAAACAAAAACAAAAAAUAUAUAGUGAAACAUUAGAAAUGGAAAAGUUUUACAAAGCACACUUCCCAACACAUAAACACAUACACCGAAUUCAUUGCACAUUAUAAUGUUAGUUAACCGUAUACGCAUUUCACUUAAUCAACAUUAUAUAGAAAUGAAAUAAAAAAUCAUUGUAGUCUAUCGAUAGAAUAUCUUGAUAAUACAAAAGAAAAAAAACAUAUAGAUAGCUGUAGGUAUAGCUUAUAUACUUAAAGAGAAAAUAAUGUAUUUGACAAAAACAUGACAAUUCACUGAGAGAUAUCAUCUCCUUUGUUAGUUUUUAGUAAGGAUCAAUCAGUAAGAACAUAAGAUUUAGAUUAAGCACAGAUUUAAAAGUUAUUACCUCUGUGUGUUUGCAUACUUUUUUUCCAGAUUUAAGUUCUUAAUAGGUUUUUAUUAUAUAUAUUUUUUUUCUAUUUCCCGGAAAUGUAUCUUUUGGGAUUCCUUUACAGAAACCUAUAAUUUAUUUUUGAAAUCUUAUAUUUUGCAGGAAGGCUGUUUGCAAAUAGAAUUUACUGUUUAUUCCACCUAAAAAAAAAACAGCUUUUAGUAACUGAGAUCCUUUACAGGUGUCCUCGGAGUGCUUAGAAAUCUUGAGUGCUUGCAAUUCGAAAUGCGUGAAAAUUUGAUUUUGAUUCACGUCGAGAAAUUUUUUUUUCGUUUCAUCUACUGAAAACAUUUAGCUCGAUGCGAUUCCUUUUACCCCUAAGAUUCAACUCAAAAUCGAAUUUUCACGCAUUACGAGUUGCAAGAACCCCGAAUUGCACGCAUUUCGAGGUUACAUGUAAAGAAACUUAGCUACCAUAAGCUUACCUGGGCUCAUCAAUGGUAAUUUUCCAUUCUGGAUAGUUUGAGUGCAGAAGGCCAAAAAAAAAAAGUUCUUUAAAGUCGGUUAGUACCUUAGAGAAUCCAGUCAAUUUCGGUAUACUAAGGGUCAGAGUACAGUAGGUUGAAGUAGGGGCGGAUGGGAUCCAAUUAGAAGGGGAUCCAAUUAGAAAGAUUUCGAUCUCGAUCUCAGAUACCAUUUAUACUAAAAUUUCAUCGAAAUCGCUUUAUAAACACUGAAAAUAUGGUCCGGUCAAGAAAUUGAAAAGGUUGAACCGUUGAAACGCUCUCGACCUCUACUACAAAAUAUUAAAAUUAAAAAAAAAGCAUCGUCUAGUUUUCGAAGGGUUGUAGUACUCCCCAAGGGCUUUCCAAAACACCAUUUUUUUAAAUCCGAUAAUUAAAACCGGAGAUAUGGCUAUUUGAAAAUUGACUUUUUGACCUCUUCUAGCUCGGGUCAGAGGGGUAGGGGGGCUUAAGUUUUUCUCUAAUCGAAAGCUCUCAGCUACAAUAUACUAAGUCUAGUUUUAGAAAUAUUCGAAAUGGAAUUUUCAAAAAUCGAUUUUGUGAUUAAUCGGACCUUCGAUUAAAUUGGAUAAAAUUUAGGUGUCAUAAGGGUUGUAAUACUCCACGAGAGCUUUCCAAAACUUCAAAUUUUUUCUAACUCUGACAAUUAGAACCGGAGAUAUACCCAUUUGAAAAUUAAAUUUUCGAUCCCUUCUAGUCCGAAUCAGGAGGUCGGGGGGGGGGCUUUAGUUUGCUACUGAUCGAAAGCUAUUUGACCCAGCUAUAACAUAUUAAAAUUUGAAAUCGAUCGAUGCCAUAAGGCUCGAGUUAUUGAAAAAUCAAAAUUUAAGGGUUUUCCAAAAUGACGGAGGGGGGUGGUGGGGUGGAUCACACAUCAUCAACUUCUAGCCACCUAUCGACAUUUAACCCAGUGUGUUCUUUAAUAUGCGAAAAAAAAUUCUAAAACAAUGUUUUCUUGGAUAAUUAUGAUCCAAUAAAGUCGAAAAAACCAUCCAUUCUUCAUUAUCUCUUUCAGUUUAGGCGCUAGAUGAGAAAAUAUAAAUUUUUUGAAACUCUUUUUGCUUCUAAAAUUCACAUUUUUACUCUUAAAAUUUUUUAAAUAAAAUAUACAAAGUAGAAUGAUCUAUCUUUCAGUAAAAAAUAAAUAUAUUUUUGUCCGAUAACUAAGUCGGUUUUUUAUGGAAAUUGGAAAAGAGUUUUUUUUUUGUACAAAUAUUUUUUGUUGCUUUUUCUCUGAUCUGUCACACAAAACUGGGGAUAGCAACUAAACGAAGAGUCAAAAUGAGUUCAAACUUUUAAAAGAUGUUAGUAAGACUAUUACGGAAGACACUAUAGCACUUUUAAAUAAACAAAAACUUUGUAAUCGCAGUAAAUGUGAUUUUUGUGAAGACCGUCUUGAGGCGGUCUCAUCUGUUAGAGGGUUAACCUUUGUCGAUACUUCUUUCCGUUCUCUCUCUACAAGCGUUUGUACUCCGAACGGGACCGACAGGACGUCCACGAAAAUCGAUUCUUAGCGCAUAUGAUAUUCGUGAUCUAUGAGUGUCAAAACGUAUGAAUCCAAAAUUUGAGCCCAAUCUGACGAGGUCGGAUUACACCUCGGACCACAUAAGCUCAGAUUGUAAAUAAUCUUAGCUAAUAAUUCUUAGUUAUACUCCUCAAAAAUAUCACUAUGCAACAUGGUUUUGCUAACGGAGAUCUCACAUGGUACGUUUGAUAGAAUCAAGUCCCCUGAUUAAGAAUCUGACCUUGGUUUUGCUCUAUCACGUCACAAUGUUUUUUAUUGAUACUUUUAUAUUUUUCUGUUUUGCCUUACAUUAUCCGUUAUAUCUCAGGUUCUAGUAAACAGAAAUUAAAGAGUGUGGGUCCAUUGGAAAGGUCAUUAGUCGUGCUUCGAUUUUGAUAAAAUUGAAGUUUCUCUAAAAAUUACCAAAAAAUGGUCUUAGAGUGAGGUUGUAAAAAAUCUUCCAUCGUUCCAUGUUUUUAUCUUGCACUUCCGGAAGGCGUUUGUUGUCGAUUUCGAGAAGAACAUUAAAAUCCAAGAUCAUGAAUUCAUUUUAGUCGCAUUACAUGGAUUUCAGAUCUAAUGCCCUAGACACACUUACGACUAAAGUCCAGAGACGACUAAGCUCGUUCAUAGCCAAGUCAGUUGCUGACACACUACAAAUGAGGCUUAGCAUUCACUGCGACUCACAAAACAUAACUUUCGUGGGUUUUUAUGCUGAUAUUUCUACUGAAAUGCACUAAUACUGCUUUGAAUAUGAAACUAUUUGUAAAUUCAUGUCUCAGUUCACAUGCAAUAAUUAUUGUUAAUUACAAUUAUUUGUGAGGUGGAAGCUAACUCGCGACGUCAGCCAAUUUCCGCGAUUCUAGUGGAUAAUUCUUAUUGUUAUAAGUGAAUUGUGAAGUAAAUUUACAAGUAGUUUCAUUUUCAAAGGAGUACUAGUGUAUUUCAGUAGAAAUAUCUGCAGAAAAACCCACGAAAGUUAUGUUUUGUGAGUGCCAGUAAACGUUAAGCCUCUUUUGUAGUAUGUCAGGAACUGACUUGGAUAUGAACGAGCUUAGUCGUCUCUGGACUUUAGUCGUAAGUGUGUCUAGGGCAUAAGGCUUAGUCAUAUGGCUUAACCAUUUAAGGACGAUUGGAACACUGGGGUUCCAUAAAGAGAAUUUAACGACGAGACAGUGUUCGCGGACCGAAAAUCAACAAUAAAAAUUAAGCCGAUAAACAAAAUCAGUAAAAGGUCUUACAUCUAACUUUAGAAAAUCCAACAGAAUCUGAUUAGGUGUUGAUCCUUUAUGAGCGAUAGGGACAAAAAUAACACAAAAAUUUAAGUAAUUUUUCUGACAAUACCAAUGAAUUUGAGAAUUUAAAAAUUCGCCAUUUUUGAGCUUAAAUAUUUACUACAUUGCAAAAAGCUAGAGACUUGCAAAAAAUAUUUUAGAUUCCUUCAACAUUCUACUUUGCAAAAAUGUACAAACAUAAGGAAAGAUUAACUUCAGGUAGUCAGGAAAAAUUAUUUCCUUUAUGGGACACGGGUGUUCCAAUCGUCCUUAAAGGGUUAAGCCGAGAGACAAAUUCGUGCAUACCUAGUUGUUUAGGCAUCAUCAGGUGAGAAAAUGUAAGUUUCCAAAACUUUUUUCACUUCUAAAAUUCACACCAACUAAAUUUAUUUAACUCAAAUUACUUUAGAUCGGCAUUUUUCUUGAAAUUUUACACGAGAAAAUUUCAUAUUUUUUAUGUAUUUGUUCAGACCUUCUCAAAUCUGCAGAACCUACCUAUCCUAGAUCGUUCACUGAGAAAAAAAGGGGGUGCGACUAACUUUUUUCCUUGUAACUUUUACACUUUUUACACCUUUUUAAGGGUAAAAUUAACAUGAAAAAGGGUUAAUUUAACCCCUAAUACACCUAAAAAGGGUAAUAUUUACACCGAUUUUGGAUCAAUACUGCAGGGUAAAAUUAACAUUUCCGGAAUGUUAUUUUAACUUUUCGGAUUUCUCUCAGUGUUCCACGGUUGACUGAAUUGUAUUUUUGGAUGCGACUGACUUUAGAAAAUAUUGUUUUACAGCCUUUCUGCAAAUUUUAGGAUUUGAAAAAAAAAAUAGUUACGGUAUUGUAAAGCUAAUUGACUAUCUUUUUUUAUCACAUUAAUUUAUAUAUUUUACCAGCACAUUUUAUAAAAUAUUUUUUUUACUAAGAAUUACAGGGAUAUACAAAAUUUGAACUUAGCCUUAAAAAUACCAUUUUCUCGGCAAAUACAGUCAAUUUCCACGAAAUACGUAAUCCUAGCUCUAGGAGGCUUUAUAAAUUUUAAAAGGCAUUUCCUACAAAUUAGAUUCUUGGAAGACCACUGAUUUUGUUCCUUUUCUAUAUACAGAUCUUUAACCAAGAGAAUAUAAAAUUUUGUGAAUAUCCCUGUAAGUUCACAAAUGAUUGUGCUUUAUUUUACCACUCCCCAAUCAUAUCCCCAAGAAUUUAGAUUAAAGUCACGUUUUCUCGCUAGUUUCCCAUUUAAAAAAAAAACAUUAUUUUAGAAGAAAAAAACAAACAAAAAAUGAUUUCCAACUAUCUUAUUUAUGUAUUUGAAGAUAAUAAAAAUAAACACAGAAUAUUUAAGAA
Phlebotomus papatasi is the source of this 8809-nucleotide messenger RNA. It is a transcript of the gene bon, whose product is annotated as transcription intermediary factor 1-alpha. The record is from RefSeq and is a predicted model, not a curated record. Gene Ontology annotation, biological process: positive regulation of DNA-templated transcription. Gene Ontology annotation, molecular function: protein binding; zinc ion binding; ubiquitin-protein transferase activity. The coding region runs from base 431 to 3541 and encodes 1036 amino acids. Lineage: Eukaryota; Metazoa; Arthropoda; Insecta; Diptera; Psychodidae. The transcript has 8 exons. Gene Ontology annotation, cellular component: chromatin; nucleoplasm.